AUGGUUCAUGAUUCAUCAGAGUAUUUAGGUCAAAGCAGGCUCCACCAGAUUGGAUUGAUAGCCCGUCUUGACGAGUGCUAUCUCGGAUUCAACAAUUGGCGCCCACCGUGGGGCUGGAAACGCUUCUCGCUAUUCAUCUCGAAGAUAUCUAGAUUUUCACGAACUAGCAACGAUGGUAACUCGAAAGAGAACACUCCCACCGGGAGCCCGUCUCCCUCAGAAGAAAACUUAAGCGACAGUCUACCACGCACGAUAGACAAGUCGCUACCCGCUGAAGGCAGGGACAAGCCUGCUCCCUACAAGGAAACCCAUCUUCUCGCCACAGAGAUCCGUCUCGCCGCGAAGAUCUCGCCGCGAAGAUCUACUUCGCCGCAACGAUCCCCUCCGCCAAGAAAGGACGAGAGCCCCCCUCCGUCCGCACCACGCCGCUCGAGAAAAUCUUCCUCGAGCGACAAACCCCGCAGCUCGAAGAAAUCCUCCUCGAGCGAGAAGAUCCUCAAACUCAUGGAGAAUCUCGUCAAGCCACUCGCCGACGGUUUCGAGUCAAUGCGAGCACAGCAGAAAAAGACUCAGGAACAGGCGACUUACCACCAAGAACUCGAACGGAUGAAUCGUCGCCUCGACGAGGUCGAUUCGAAAGUUCAUCGCGCCACCAGCUCAGCUCCGGAAUUGACGAAAGCACUCGCCGACACCCGAAGAAGCCCGCUCACCCGCAGGCUCCGCCAGAUUGAGCUACACGAAAGAGUUCGACUCAAAAUCGACUCUUACACCGGCGAAGAAGACCCCAAGAAGUGGCUAACCGCGUUCAACCUCGCCAUGAGGAGGGAGAAAUACAAAUCUUACGAUGAAAGGGAGGCCAACUACUGUCAAGUAUUCGUCGAGCACAUGGCGAAAGAUGCCUUGACCUGGUUCUCUAACCUCCCCGCCGAGUCGAUCGAUAACUUCGACGACCUAACCAAUGCUUUUCUGAAGCAUUACUCCAUGCACAUGACCCGAAUCACUCGGAACAUGUUCACCACAACGCAAACCCAAGGCGAACCAUUGCGCAGCUUUAUGGAAAGGUUCAAACAAGCAGCUCGCGAUACUGGCGACAUGCCCGAUAGCGUCCCGCUGGAAGCACUCCGCAACGGCCUCUGGUACGACUCCAAGUUUAAGGAGGAUUUGUCACUAAAACCCCCUGCGACUCUGGAGGACGCGUUCCACCGCUCUCGGAACUACAUCUUCCUCGAGGAAGACCAGCGCUUCUACGCCGAGAAACAUGGAGAUAGGAGGGCAACCUCGUCGAAACCCAGAGAGGAACCCAUGGAGGCACGAAGAAGACACGAUCCGAAGAGGUCUCUCCUCACAGCGUUCGCAGCAGCCGACGACGAGUUCGAGCAAGAACACGCAGCGGCCGUUUCGAUGCCACAAGACAUCAACUCGCUCGGAGAUGACAACGAUACCAAAGCUUUCUGCAAGUUCCACGGGAGAACUGGCCACGCCACUGAAAACUGCAAACACCUAAUGAGCAACCUCAUGCGCAUGUACCAUCGAGGAGAAAUCCCGCCAAUGGACGGUGAUAGGUCCCAAGGAAAAAGCUUCCCGCCGAGACCACCAAAAUCUGGGCAGCAGGAGAAGCGCGGACGACAAGCCCCGCUUGGGAAAAGGAAUCGUGAUGACCACGACGACCUACCUCCACCACCGAAGCGACAAGUCAGCAUGAUCAUGGGAGGCCUCCUGGAUAACGACGAUUCCAUAUCGGCGAUCAAGGAAUACGAACGAAAGGCCGAUGCGAGCGGGCUGGACAUCCCUCACCUCGACCCACUCGUAAUCACUCUACAGAUCCACGACUGUGACGUCGCGAAGGUCCUGGUUGAUACCGGGAGCACGGUGAACCUCAUCUUUCUGGAAACACUGAACCGCAUGGGAGUGGAGGAAGGAUCUAUCAAACCUACAUCCCGUCCCCUCACCGGUUUCACCGCCGAGCAUGUUUACAGCUGUGGCACAGUCCGGCUCCCCGUUUAUGUCGGCGGAAUUUCAAAGCUCUUGAAGUUCAUCGUCAUGGACAAACCGGCCAUCUAUAACGCAUCCUCGGCACCCCAUGGCUCCAUGAAAUGA
This is a messenger RNA of Microthlaspi erraticum, 2097 nucleotides long. NCBI's taxonomy places the organism in Eukaryota, Viridiplantae, Streptophyta, Magnoliopsida, Brassicales, Brassicaceae. The record is from the annotation of a GenBank genome assembly.